Molecule: messenger RNA, 1110 nt
Organism: Naegleria gruberi
Lineage: Eukaryota; Heterolobosea; Eutetramitea; Acrasida; Naegleriidae
Exons: 3
Coding region: 1-1110 (369 amino acids)
Source: RefSeq, a predicted model, not a curated record
AUGUCUUCUUUAUCGUGGGGAAAUGUUCCUAGUGUUGGAGCAAGUACAAAUCAACGCGCCAAAACUUUGAAUCAACAAAAAAGAAACGCCACCACAACAGGCAGCAAUAACCUUGGAACAAACAAUAGCAAGGAAAAUGAAAACUUCAACUCCUUCCAACGUUCAAAUAAUGACUCGGUUGAGGAGUUUGUUCUGAGAGUUACUAACUUGUCUAAACAAGUGGAACAAUACAAACAAUUGUCGAAUCAGAGAGCACAACAAGUGGCCAUUUCUUCAUACAAUAAUUCAGGAUCGGACUCAUCUUUUAAUCAUGGUGAUGUUUCUCUUCGUGUUGGUGGAAAUGAUAUUACUAAAAAGAUUAGAUCAAUUCGUCAAUGGUGCACAUCAGAAGUUAAUGAUUUGAAAAAGAUUUCCAAUAGAAUUGGGUCAAAGAUUGGUAAUGAAAGCAGAUUAUUAAUGGAAUCUGGAUUGAGUUCUUCCACUGAAACUAAUUCAUCCUCAAUGAAUACUCAACAUGAAACCAUGGUUAAAUAUAAUCGUGUAAAGAAUGAUCUUACUAAAACUAUCACUGUUCUUAAGGAUGUUAUUAGACGUGAUAAGGAAUGGAUUGCUCAACAAACUAAACAAAAACAAGAACAAUUUGCUGCCCAUCACCAAACACCAAUGGAUCACUUUGAUGAGGAAGAAGAAAUUCAAUCUGAAGAUCAACCAUUAUUGCACACUACUCAACAAAAGCAAACUACUGUUGAUCAAGAAUUACAAGAAAAUGCUCUUGUUUCUUGGCAAGAUAGCACUUUGAAUGUAGAAAUGAAAAUUGCAUUGGAAGAGUAUGAAGAUUUGAAAACUUAUCAAAGUGAAUAUCAUGAAUUGAAUCACUUGUUCCAUUCUUUUUCUAGUCUUGUAGAUGAACAAGAUCCAAUGUUGGACACUAUUCACACCAAUGUCAUUACAUCAAAGGACAAUGUGGAAAGAGGUGUGGAAAGUCUCAAAGAGAGUAACAAGCUCCGUAAAACAGGAUCAAAAAUGAUGUGGAUCAUUCUUGGUUUAAUAUUGCUCACUGUUCUUGUUGUUGGCCUUAUUGUAAUUUUUGGAAAGGGUGUGAUCUGGUAA